Drosophila eugracilis is the source of this 3295-nucleotide messenger RNA. Its product is annotated as chromo domain-containing protein cec-3. Lineage: Eukaryota; Metazoa; Arthropoda; Insecta; Diptera; Drosophilidae. Gene Ontology annotation, biological process: negative regulation of transcription by RNA polymerase II; chromatin organization. The transcript is spliced from 3 exons. The record is from RefSeq and is a predicted model, not a curated record. Gene Ontology annotation, molecular function: chromatin binding. The coding region runs from base 326 to 1819 and encodes 497 amino acids. Gene Ontology annotation, cellular component: nucleus; pericentric heterochromatin.
GCAUUCUUACGCGAAAUUCGAAUAUGUUUUGUACUUUUUAGAACAAAUUCCAAAGGCCAUUUUCCAUGUAAUAAAUAUUUAUGUACAAAUAAAGUCAAUAUUGUACAGUAAAUUUACGACUGUAUUUUUUGUACAUGGUUUAGAAAGAUGUAUAGCUCAAUACCAAGGAACGAAAAUAUGAUAAUAAUUCAAUAUGCAAAAAUCCAAAAAAGAAUACCAAACAAUUUUUCAUCUCUAGCUACAGUCCUAAAAGGUUGGCAGCACCACUAAAGUUUUUUAUGUUUUGUCGUUAGUCGUUUCGCUCGGCGUCUUUCAAGUAAACAAAAUGUGUGACAAAAUUAAACUGUGCGGCAGUUCUGCAGAGCAUUCUGACGAUGCUGAAGAAUAUAUAGUGGAGAAAAUAAUUGGACAGCGCUUCAUUGAAGGGCGUCCUAUGGCGCUGGUGAAAUGGAAGGGUUUCCCGGAAGAAGCUAACUCCUGGGAGCCACUAGAAAACCUGCACAAUUGCAUGAAACUUUUUUGCGACUUUCAGGCAGCGCUAUAUAAGCAACAGCAAAAGGCCUCCUCAAAUCACGAGGAAUUAAUUACUGGCCUAUUGAUGACUGACAAUAGCCACAAUAGACCUGUGAAUGCUAAAAAAAAGUCUGAAUCGAAUCAAAAAGAAAAUUCAUCAGCAAAUGCGUCUAGGAAAUCAAAAGCAAACAAAAAGGAAGAGGCAGAAGUAAACAAACCGAGCAUAAGCAAGGAAUCAAUUAAAAAUCUACCAACGACAUCUGAGAAUAUCCAUGGCGAUAAUGGUCCCAAUAAGAUUUUCAAGUCGCUACAAAACAAAUGCUUGAGCGAAUCUAGCGAUGAGGAGAAUCUGGCAGCAACACCCUUACCCGACCUUCAAGCAGGUUCACCCAAACGACACACAGCAUUGAUACCCAAAGCUUUAGAUUUGCAACAGCAAGGAAAACCUCUGAUUGAAUCACCAGAUUCACUACUGCAUCAAAAACCGUGUCAGGAUGAAAGCAUCAGUUCCGAUUCGGAAGACUCCUCUUCCAGCUCGUCAUCAUCAUCCAUCAGGUCGUCGUCGCCAGGAUCCCUGACUAGCUCAUCGUCUUCAUCCAAAUCCGCCGAGAAAGUUCCCAAGAUCAUUUCGCUGGACCAGCUUAAGGGAGAUUCUCGCAAAUGGGAAGCCAAUAAGCGGGCGGUCAAGUUUGCCAGUCUAACCCCUAAUCCCACAAGCCCCAGCUCGUUCACGCCGAAGACGAAUAUUUUACAUAAUCGGAUGCUAAGAUCAAAGACAACAGAAGGUCCAAUUGAUUCCGAAUUGCCGAGAGUACAAAAAAAACUUACUCCGCAGCAUACCAAUCGGAACAUCCCCGAGCCACUAAAGAUUUCGUCUGAACAAGAAACGAAAUCCAGCCAGGUAUUAACGCGACACAUGAUCCACGCUGGGAGCCACAAGGUGGAUAUUUGCCCAGAUCAGCCACAGACGACUGGGGCUAAAAAGAAGGAGUCGAAUAUUUCACCCGAAGAGAUGUCGGCACAAGGCAUAGCCAGGAGCACCACUCGUUCAAAAGCCGGUGGUCGCAGGAGUGAAAAAGUACCAGAUUGGAGAAUGGAAGAGCGAAAGAAAUUAUUUGGAUUGAAACGUGGCCUGGAGCUGGACAAAAUAGUUCACAGCUUUCAGGUGCGCGAAAAGCUCUUUCUAUUCGUCUCCUGGAAGGGCUGCUUGGCUAUCGAUGCAGUGCUAAUAGAAGAAAUCAAGGAAAAAUACCCAAGGCAAAUAAUAGAGUACUUCGAGAGCUUGAAAAUCAAAGUUCCUGAGUAAAGAUGUCUAGUACGUGGUAUGUACCACUAUUUGACCAGAAGACGAAUUUCUUAUAACAAAAACAUAAUCAACGACAAGUUCAAGGUCGCCGAAUAUUAUUUCUAUGAUCUGUUGGAUACAGUGAAUAUUUUUUGUUUUUUUUUGCAUUUAAUCUAAAAGUGAGAUGUAUCACAAAAUGUUUUAUGUUUUCUAUACAUGUGGAAGUAUGUAUUAUCUAUGGUUUCAAUGUUAGAAGUAACGUGAUAUUCUAACUUUAUGUUCAAUAAACUAUUUUUUUUCUUUUUUCGCUUGACAUCUGAUACUUUGUGAAGUCUUUGCCUGCGAUAGAGGAAUUUAAGCCCGAAGGUCGCACCACUUUAUAGCAACGAUCAACUUCAAUAACCAAAUUCAUAUUACGAGCAUAACCAAUAUCUUGUUCUAACCACACAGAAAUGAACUCCCAUUGAAUUGGUUAGAGCAGUUGGCUUAAAUGUCAUUGGGUGGUUGGCCAAAAUCGAACUUUAGCCAACCCGCUCGAUGGCCCCAACCAAAGUUGUUGACAUUUUUGGUUGACUUUUUGAAUUAUUUCCAGCAUCGCCCCACAAACCUCUGCAAUUAUCUUGCAUUGGUAUUUCUUUUGUUGCACUUUUCGGGGUGUGUUCUGGGCUAAGGAGAGACUCCAUUGAUGAAAAUGAGUUUUAUAUGUUAAUUUUGGUCAGCUCCACUGCAUUCUUCGAAUUGAGGUGGAAUGUGUAUUGUGGUUGGAAAGUGGGUGCUGGAUGGAAUUGAGGGUUUUUCAAUGCUUUGAGUCAGUUAAUUGUCGAACUUUGAAUGUUAAUGUAAUUUCUGGUUAGUGGCCUCUUCAAGUUAGUUCAUUUGUAUAGAUUAAUGGCAGAAUUCAAAGCAUUUCCUAUAUGUUUUCCUAUAGUUUCGAGUUUCCUGAUCUGUUUUUUGCCCCUCAUAAGCUUAUUUUGAUUGCUCUUAGGCUCUUUCUCCUUAUAAUGCUUGUAACACUGCACAAUUUCUCAUUAAUCACCGACUUCCAGAGCUUCGGCUUUGUUUAGUUUCGUUUUGUAGGUUGCUUUUGGCAUUUUCGUAUGGGUGAGCUACACCUACGAUUUCCGCACUUGUACAAAAAUGCGUCUACCCUUUAUUUGUUGUUGUUGUUGUUGUUGUUGUGUUAUUUGUGUUGUUUUGCACUCAUGGCAGACUAAGCCAAAUGUUUGAGCCAUGAGUCAGAGUCAGAGCCAAAGCAAAGUAAGGCAAGUAAGACUUCAAGCCUCUUGUCGAUAUGGCACUGGCACGCCCCAUCCAUCGAAGUGCAUUGAACGCAUUUACUUCUCGCUGCCUCGCUUCGCACUCGUUUUUCCAUGCACAUUUUCGCUUUUCUUUUUAAUUGGGAUUUCUGGCUUUGGCUUUUCCUCGACUCCGUUUUCCCUGGCUUUUGCAUUCGCUACGUUUCGUUUUACUUUCGCGUCACUAACUUGUUGCAACUGU